Messenger RNA from Nymphaea colorata (pocket water lily), 2585 nucleotides. Its product is annotated as probable apyrase 7. The coding region runs from base 331 to 2412 and encodes 693 amino acids. Gene Ontology annotation, biological process: nucleoside diphosphate catabolic process. Lineage: Eukaryota; Viridiplantae; Streptophyta; Magnoliopsida; Nymphaeales; Nymphaeaceae. The transcript is spliced from 3 exons. Gene Ontology annotation, molecular function: nucleoside diphosphate phosphatase activity. Gene Ontology annotation, cellular component: membrane. The record is from RefSeq and is a predicted model, not a curated record.
UUUUGCGUAAUUCUUUGUUUUGUUGAAGUUCUUUCCUUAAUUGUUUGAUUCACUCUGAAGCCUUAACCCGAAAAUUUCUCCUGGUUGUUGCUUUUACUGAUUCUGUUUUAGUGAGUUUUUUCGAGCAUUUUUUUUCCGUCUGAUGAGGAAGAGCGUGCGGAUCUCAUUAAGUAAAGGUGGGCGACCAAACAUAUGGGGCUUCAUAAUGUUGCAGCAUUUCUUGCUGCAGCUCUGAAUAAAAAAAAGGCACCACAUUCUCCCACUGCAUCUGGUUAAAGUGCCUGCUACUGGCUGGCGUUAGGCUCAGCAGGAUACAGAAAGCAAGCAAGCAUGAGGCUUUCCUCAUCUCUUCAAGAUCUCUCAACUUACAGUAACACUAAUAUUGAAGAUGGCCAUUGUGACCGUGCAAGUGAUACAUGCACAGCACAUCCGAAAUUUGUCUCUGCAGAUGUGCAAAGGGAAAUUGCAAGUUCAAGUUUUUCAAAGGAGAAAGGUCUACCAUCUUCCUUGUUUACAUCAAAAAAAUGGAUGGCCAUCACUACCAUGCUUUUCUGCAUUUUCUUGUUUGUUUUGUCUUUAUACAUUUGUGCAAGAUAUUUUAAUACUUUUCAAUCUCCUAGAUAUUCCCAGUACUCUAUAAUUUUGGAUAGUGGAAGCACAGGCACACGGGUCUAUGUAUAUGAAUGGUUGCCUGAUAAAAAUCGACGCCAUGGACAUCUUCCCUUGAGUAUUAAGUCCUUGCCAAAGGACCCCCAAAAAAGACCCAUCAUGAGGAAUGGUCGUGCUUAUCAUCGUAUGGAAACAGAACCUGGUUUUGAUAAACUUGUGCACAAUAUCUCAAGAUUGAAGUCUGCCAUACAUCCCCUUAUCCAGUGGGCAGAGAAACAAGUACCCAAAGGAGCACAUAGAAGCACUCCUUUAUACCUUUAUGCCACAGCAGGUCUUCGGCGGCUGCCAAGUGCUGAUUCAAAAUGGCUUUUGGAUAAUGCAUGGAAAAUUUUAAAAGGAUCAUCAUUCAUUUGUCAGAGGGGCUCAGUGAAGAUUAUCAGUGGCAUGGAAGAAGCCUACUAUGGAUGGAUAGCUCUUAAUUACAAGAUGAAGACAUUAGGUUUUGGAAAAUCAAAAUCAACAUUUGGAUCUCUAGACUUGGGUGGUUCCUCGCUGCAAGUGACUUUUGAAACUCAGGAUAUUUUGCAUGGCAGAACAAGUUUAAAUUUGAGCAUAGGAGAAGCUAAACAUCAUCUUAGUGCAUAUUCUCUUUCUGGUUAUGGCCUAAAUGAUGCCUUUGAUAAAUCUGUUGUGUUUCUUCUCAAUAAGCAUGUUAAAAGUAUCAAGAAGAAAACAAAUGACAAGAUAGCACUUGACCAUCCAUGUCUGCACACUGGUUACAGAGAACGGUAUGCAUGUCGCAGUUGUGCUGUAACUGAUCAAGGAGGGAUUCCCUUGGCUGACAGAAAAACCAUACAAAGAAAAGCAUCUGGAAUCACUGUUGAGUUGCAUGGCCUCCCAGAUUGGGAAGGUUGUGUAUCACUUGCAAAAUCAACUGUAAAUUUGUCUGAGUGGUUCCAUGUUACUGCUGGCAUGGAUUGUUCAAAGAAACCUUGUGCUCUGACUGACGAUCUACCACAGCCUUUUGGGCAGUUUUUUGCAAUGUCUGGAUUUUUUGUAGUCUUCAAAUUUUUUAAUUUAACCUCCAAAGUUUCUCUAAAUGAUGUGAUGCUGAAGGGCCAUGAGUUCUGCAGUAAAACAUGGGAAGUUGCUAAAAACAGUGUGGCUCCACAACCAUUUAUAGAGCAGUAUUGUUUCCGUGCACCUUACAUUGUUUCACUUUUGAGGGACGGCCUUCAUAUAGAUGAUAACAGAAUAAGUAUUAGUUCUGGUAGCAUCACUUGGACACUAGGUGUUGCUCUAACAGAAGCUGGAAAGAUUUUGUCAAGACCAACUGAUUUUCAGGGAUAUUCUGUCUUUCCUCAGAAGUUUAGCCCAGCCAUUCUAAUUACUAUUAUGUUUAUAUCACUGGCGGUGAUUGUUGCUCUCAUAUGCUAUACUGGAAAAGGAGAUUCAAGAUGCUUUCAUGGAUCAUAUCUACCACUAGCUCUUGGGCUAUCUGGUGAUGGAAGAGUGAAAACGCCACUAAGUCCCACUGCUGCUGGACCUGAAGAACUGCGAUUUGGAAAAUCACAUGGUUUAAGCAAUGCAAACAUUAGCCUCAUUGAGUCACUGCCAUGUAGAUCAAUACAUGGAGUUGCACAUAGCUUUUCCACUAGUAGUUUGGGACAGAUGCCGCUAGAGAAUAAUGGUAGACCUGUCUGGUUACCUCAUCGAAGUCAAAUGCGGUUUCAGAGUAGACGAACACAGUCAAGGGAAGACCUUAGUUUCUCAUUUGCUGAGGCUCACAUGGGAAUGGUGUAAUAGAUGUCUGCAGAGCACUUCUACUUUGGUAUGGUCUGUGCAGUUUCACAUUUUGAUAAAAAAUAGUGGAGAAAAUUUCCACAUUAAUCCUUGCUUUCUUUACUUUUAUUGCACCGAGUCACAUUCUUUCUGUACAUGAUAUUCCUUCCGUAAUUCUAAGCAAAUCAAUUUUC